This is a messenger RNA of Rubroshorea leprosula, 622 nucleotides long. The record is from the annotation of a GenBank genome assembly. NCBI's taxonomy places the organism in Eukaryota, Viridiplantae, Streptophyta, Magnoliopsida, Malvales, Dipterocarpaceae.
AGCGAAUUAGUAUAAUCUAUAGUCUAUCCUCACACUGAUUAACGCCGGAGAAACUAACCGACUUGACAAUGGCGGAAAAGAGAGUUUUCACCCUCUCCCAGGUUUCGCAACACAAAUCCAAGAGGGAUUGCUGGCUUGUCAUCAAUGGCAGAGUACUGAACGUGACGAGUUUCUUGGACGAUCACCCUGGAGGAGAGGAGGUGCUGUUGGAGGUAGCCGGCAAGGAUGCGACCAAGGAAUUCAUCAAUAUCGGACACAGCAACGCGGCGCAGAACAUGCUGGCCAAGUACCAGGUGGGAGUUCUACAAGGCUACGUUAUCAAGGAGGCGGACGGCACCGAGGGUGCUUUGGCUCAGGAACCGAAGAAGAAAGAGAUGAGUGCUUUUGUGAUCAAGGGCGACCAGUCGCCCAAAUACGCUGCGUUCCUGGAGUUCUUCGUGCCGCUCUUGGUCGCCGGUUCCUACUUCUGUUACAGAUAUGCCUCGCAAAUUGUCUAAUUAGGCCACCUAAGUUUGAUCUGUACUUUCGGAGAUAAACCGGAUAUGCACCUUAAAAUUCUGGAAUGUUAUGGUGUUGUUUUUUACUUGAAAAUAAUUAUGGGGAUUAAAUUUGGAUGUCCUUG